AUGUCUAAUGUAGGAUCAUUUUUUCAUAAUGUUAAGAGGAAUAUUUUAAGUAUUAUGCUUUGGGCUCCCUUAGCUAAUUGGGGUUUUGUUAUAGCCGGAUGCAACGAUUUAAAGAAAGAACCCGUUUAUAUAUCAGAAAAAAUGACGACCGUUUUAACAAUAUAUAGUUUAUUGUUUAUGAGAUAUGCACUCGCCAUAAAACCAAAAAAUUAUUUACUUUUUUCUUGUCAUGCUACUAAUACGUUAGUUCAGAGCAUUCUAUUAUAUAAAAAAUUAAAAUACGAAACGAAACAUCAAAAAAUAAAAAUAACAGCAAAAUAA
Messenger RNA from Plasmodium falciparum 3D7, 321 nucleotides. RefSeq names its product putative mitochondrial pyruvate carrier protein 1 (gene MPC1). Lineage: Eukaryota; Apicomplexa; Aconoidasida; Haemosporida; Plasmodiidae. Gene Ontology annotation, biological process: pyruvate import into mitochondria. The record is from RefSeq and is a predicted model, not a curated record. Gene Ontology annotation, cellular component: mitochondrial inner membrane.